Molecule: messenger RNA, 1691 nt
Organism: Frieseomelitta varia
Lineage: Eukaryota; Metazoa; Arthropoda; Insecta; Hymenoptera; Apidae
Product: cAMP-specific 3',5'-cyclic phosphodiesterase-like
Exons: 6
Coding region: 1170-1676 (168 amino acids)
Source: RefSeq, a predicted model, not a curated record
AGCCUGGCCAGUUGGACGUCGCGGCAAACACGAGGUGUCCGACGACGCCAGUGCAGUGUGACCGUCGGUUCUCGUCACGUGAAUCGAACGCUUCCGCUUCCUGCGGAUAGACGCGUAACGCGACUCGCACACGAUCGAUCCAGCGUGUACGUUCGAUCGUUACCACACGUCCAGCGUCCCUGAAGCCACCUCUCGCGCUCCAAUCGAUUUUCGCCGGUCUGAUCGAGCACAAUCUCGCGGCUAAUCGUGGUGCAUCGAGGUGCGCUGACAUUCUUAUUUGCGCGAUCUUGAAUCACGACUGUGUCGCUGUUUGAUAGUGGGGGCGAGGGGGGGGGGGGGGGGAUGAAGGUUGGCUAAAUUGGGAUUCGAACCGAGAUACGAGGUUUUCGCGAAUUUUACGAUUUCGUUUGCGUGUCGAGUGAGAAUCUCUUGGUUUCAUUUUGUAGAAGGUAGAAUUUCCCGGCCAGAAAGCAAAACUGAAAAUUGCUUUAGUUUCCGUCCGGAGCAUGCCUCGGCUGGGAAGUUGGAAGCAGUGAAACUGCCACGGCAGUUCGUGUCAUUUAUUUAUGGGUAGUUUCAACGCGGCGGAGUUUCGCUGGCGAAACUGGGAAUUUUCCUUGAAAGAUAAUGAGAAAAGAAACGAUGCCGGGAGUUGUAGCAACGGACUACAACUUCCCAGUAGUAAAACCGAGCUUCGAUUUUCUGUCGUGGCGAUACAAUUGAGAGAGAAAUAAAUCUUAAAACGUACUUUCCGUGUGUGACAAACUCCAACAACUCUGUGAAAGCUCUGUGCCUGUGCAAGUGUCAGACUGUCGGUCAUCAAGAUCCCGAGUGAAUCUGAGGGAACGUUUACGAAAUAAAAUCCUUGAUGAAAGUGUCUGAAAGUGUCUUCCAUCAUUGAGUUCAACUAAACUCAAAUCAAACGUAUCGUGGCUACCCUGAGGACUGCGUAAUAACGUUGAUCCAAAGAUCAAGACCUCCUGCAGCGAGUAACACACCAGAUCAACAUCGAUGAGGAUGCCCAUUAUCGAAUCGUCUCUAAACGCUGUUUGAGAAAGGCAACUGGAGGAAACUACUCGUUUCGCCAUUUGGAAUGAUCGAGAGACGAGGUGGCCAAGGGAACAACGAGUUGGAAUGCGGAUGAAACCGAGCGACAGAAGGCUCUAACGAUGUCUGGCUCUAGCGGAGGCUUGAUGGACACCCCGUUGCCCAGCGGCGGCCUAAAAAGAUGCGGCGGUGGGAUGAGUUCGCCGUCGCUGGCUGGCGGUGGGAUCGCAGCGUUGUCCGGGGGGCUUCCUCGCACUCGGUCCGCCUGCGCCCUCCGGAUACGAUCGUCCAAGAAGGCUCUGUUCUGGGAACAGUGCUUCGAGUCACCGUCCAAGAGAGACUUCCAUGGCGAGGACCUCAUCGUCACGCCGUUCGCGCAGAUCCUUGCCUCCCUGCGCUCGGUCAGGAACAACUUCCUGUCGCUUACGAAUGUGCCCACGAACAAAUCACGAAGGAGUAGCGGUGCACAGGGUAGCAGCACGCCGCAGCCACGGAUCUUGGCACCAGGAGAGGAGAACUACAUGAAACUGGCGGUGGAGACGAUGGAAGAGCUGGACUGGUGCCUGGACCAGCUGGAAACCAUUCAGACGCAUCGAUCCGUGUCCGACAUGGCCUCUCUGAAGAAGUGAGCGACGUUCGCCGCC